Molecule: messenger RNA, 1243 nt
Organism: Durusdinium trenchii
Lineage: Eukaryota; Dinophyceae; Suessiales; Symbiodiniaceae
Source: the annotation of a GenBank genome assembly
UUUUGGCUCGAGAGAAAGUAGAGAAAACAAAAUGUCACUGUCAGGAACCAUGGCAUUGCUUCUCUUUCUCUUCGGAGGAAGUGAAGCUUUGAAAAUGGAGUUGACGGAUAACAACUUCCGGAAGUCCUUGGAAGGGAAGAAUGCGUUUGUGUUUUUCCAAGCACCUUGGUGUGGCCAUUGCAGAAAGUUGCAGCCAGAGUGGGAUCAAAUGGCCAAGCACUUCACCGACACGCCCAAUGUGAUCAUUGGACAGGUGGACUGCACUGGUAGCGGCCAAGGUUUUUGUGGAGAGAACAAUGUGCAGGGCUAUCCUACCUUGAAGCUUUGGAAGGAUGGGCGGAUGCAGGACUACAACGGCGGCCGGGACUACAACUCUCUCAAACGAGAGGUGGAGAAGAAGUUAGAUCCUCGACCGGCAUGCAGCUUGGAGUCCAAGGAGGCGUGCAAAGCGGAGGAUUUGGUGAUUUUGGAAGAAAGCGAAAAGAUGUCCAAGGCCGAGCGAGCGGCAAAGAUAAAGCAAGUGCAACAGGAAAUCCAGGACGCGAAAGCGCAAGCAGUGGAGUUGGAGAAGAAAGCCAAGAAGUUGACCGAAUCCUUGGAUCUCAUUAAGGCGGGUGGUCAGACAGUGGAGAAGGUGGAGCAGCUAUUGAACGACCCAGAUUGGCGUGCUCAUUGUGAGGGUCGCACCUGCGUGGUGGCUUUUCUACCUCACAUUUUCGACGACAGUGCUGCUGGGCGCAAUGAUAAAAUCAAGGUGCUUGACCAGGUUUUGAAGGACACCAAGAAGGACGGGAAGAGCGUGGGUUUCCUGUGGAGCCAAGGCGGUGACCAGUUCGAACUCGAAGAGGCACUGGGACUUCAGUUUGGCUUCCCGGCAGUCAUUGCCGUGAACUUUGGGAAGUUUUCAUAGUUUUCGAGACCGGGGACGCUUCGGAGCUGGAGCCUGAGAAGAUAACGACGUAUGGAGAUGUUUUCAAACAAAGAAGGAAGUGUUGUUUUUCCCGAGGGGUAGGUCGAGGUAGCUAGUAGAGACCAGGUAUAGCUACGACCUUCCUUAAGCUACUAGCAUGGACGCAGGAUAGCUCACUCAGGCGGGGGGGAGUUUCCUUGAAGAAGCGCUCACAAUAUUCACUUGGUUCAACCAGAAGGUUCCUAAAAAUGUUUUUUCUUGGGAAACUUAACUUGAAAGGCUGAAUUGAGACACUGCGUCUUUCACUGAGGUUCAUCGAGGGACCUUUGACAA